Messenger RNA from Saimiri boliviensis boliviensis (Bolivian squirrel monkey), 303 nucleotides. NCBI's taxonomy places the organism in Eukaryota, Metazoa, Chordata, Mammalia, Primates, Cebidae. The record is from RefSeq and is a predicted model, not a curated record.
AUGGCAGGGAAAGAGUUGGAGCAGUGCCAGCAGCAGGCGAAUGAGGUGACAAAAAUCAUGCUUAAAAACUUUGACAAGGUCCUGGAGCAGCAUUCAGACCAACUCCUGGAUGUGGGCUCAGCCUUCGGCAAGACAACAGAGACCCUGGCCCAGCAUUGCCAGAUCUACCUGGGGCUGGUGGUGGGUGGUGGCCUGCUCAUCAUCCAGAUUUUGCGGCUGGCUGUCUUUAUCUCUCAGAGUAGUGACAGCAGUAGUGCCCCACAGACCCAGGAUGCAGGCACUGCCUCAGGUUCUGGGGCCUGA